Messenger RNA from Symbiodinium sp. CCMP2456, 697 nucleotides. The record is from the annotation of a GenBank genome assembly. Lineage: Eukaryota; Dinophyceae; Suessiales; Symbiodiniaceae.
GUUCACGGAGGAAGGUCGGGAUCUGGCCCGGAAGGUGGUGCUGAGCACGGAAUACUUGGCCCGAGAUUUCGUGCUGGGCGUGAACCUGUCAGGCUAUCUGAUGAGUGGAACCAGUUAUGCGCCGUGGUUCCACAUCGGCAAAGUCUAUGCUGCCAUCAAAGAGAAGUUUCCUGACAUUCUCCAAGUGCUGGGCGAGCCACCCCCGUCAGCUCGACGAAAUGCUCUUCUUGCUGCACUGAAGAGCUACUUGGAGCAGGAUGCGCCUCGGGAAAGCCCAGCCUUUGGAGGACGGCAAGGCUUUACCAGUCUGGAGAAAGCGGCUGCAGCCCUCGUUGAGGCGGACUACCUCCGCAUCACAAAAGCAUGGGGGAUCCCCGGCCACGGCGGGGCUUUGGGACCGGAGCGCCAGGAGAUGUAUCGUCUGCUGAAUGUGGGUCAGCAGUUUUUGCAGCAGGCCUACAAGCAUGCCAAGGCAAGCGCGCCUGCCUCCUGGACGGACUUCUCUGGCCUUCUGAUGAUGGUAUCCCGGACUGAGGUGCCGCUUUUUGAGAUUCUGGACCGACUCGACCGGCAGCUGGUCGAACCCAUCCACAUGAAGGACUCCGUCACGCACCCGGAGUCUGCGUUCUUUGUCCACCUGCUUCCGACACGCAAUGUGGAGGCCAACCAUGUGCGCACGGUCUUGGAGCUGCAUUGU